Messenger RNA from Plutella xylostella (diamondback moth), 982 nucleotides. NCBI's taxonomy places the organism in Eukaryota, Metazoa, Arthropoda, Insecta, Lepidoptera, Plutellidae. The record is from RefSeq and is a predicted model, not a curated record.
CAUUGUCAAUCACUAAAAUUGACAGUACAUCACAAUAUCACAUCAAAAAUGAAAUAAAACCAAGGUUUUUACUAAUAUGAUACUAUUCAGCAACCCAUUCCACCAUAUCCACUUAUAAUAUAUUAGAAAAGUCAGCAAACAAUCCAACAUGAGUGAAAACUGCUGGUGGUGCGGCCGGAAGAUCUCCAAGGACCUCUCCAAGUACAACUCCUGCAUAUUGGGAUGUACUCAUCGUUUGCCGCUAGUAGACGCCCCCAUAAUCUGGGUGCUCGGCGGGCCGGGCAGCGGCAAGGGCACUCAGUGUGAGAAGCUGGUGACCAAGUACGAGCUGACUCACCUGUCCACGGGAGAUCUGCUGCGGGCUGAGAUGAGGACCUGCUCGGAGCGGAGUAGGAAUAUUGCUGCUGUUAUGAAGAAAGGUGAGUUGGUGCCCACAGACAUAGUCCUCCAACUGCUGAAGGAGGCCAUCAUCAGGUUCGCGCACUGCAGCCCCGGCUUCCUGGUGGACGGGUUCCCGCGCGAGCUCCUGCAGGGCAUCGCCUUCGAGACCACCAUCGGACCGCCUACUGUGGUCCUGUACUUCGAGGCUUCACAAAAUGUCCUUGCCGAGCGCAUCAAGGCGCGCUCGCUGACGUCCAACCGCAUCGACGACAACGACGCCGCCGUGGCUGUGAGGCUGAAGACCUUUCUGGAAAACAACGACAAGAUCUUGGAUGAAUACGCUGAUAAGUUGAAGAGGAUAAAUGCUGAAAGAACCGUCGACGAGAUCUUCAUCGAAGUCAUGGACAUAGUGGACCCCCUAGUGGCGAAGGCGACCGCGAAGGUGGCGCCCCCCACCGCCGACCGGCCGCCUGAAGACGACGGGGUGUCCGCCGCGUCCGUUGCAGAACCAUCGGCUAUGUAGACCACCAUCAUCACGAUAUGCAGGACAGGAUACACCUAGUGGGACCGAAACAAAGGAAAUAAACUUGUUACAAUAUUA